AUGAGAAACGUUCCCCCCGUAGCCCGUGGCCGACCAAAAGCUCCUAAGGAUAAUGCCACAUUGAGGCAAGGAGGUAUCUACUCCUCGAGGGAUAAGGCCCUCAAGGCUGUGCAGGCCCACGCGUUGCAUCAUCGUUUUGGAUUCACGACUGUGGAAGUGGCGGGCGCGCACGUUAUUCUCCAAUGCAAAACCGCCAUGUAUGGACAAAAGCCAACAUGCCCCUGGGAGUGUAGUUACAGCAGGAUUGUUCAUGGCGGCUUCUGGAUGGUGACAUCGCUCUCCCCUCCUGAAUCACACGUCUGCAAGAAGUACAAGCGAGAGCAAGGAGCAAACGCCAUCGCCAAUAGUGUGAAGGUCAUGAAGCGGCUUUGGGGCAACCUUGUUCGUGGCGCACCGUUUAUUUCGGCGAAGAUUUUGCAGCAGAUUCUCACGUCCCACAGCAAGUUCCAGAUCAGUUACAAGCAGGCAUGGCGGCUGCGUGAAGAAAUCCAGAAGGAGAUGUACGGGGAUUGGCAAGAGUCGUUCAGGUUGCUCCCCGCGUUGGCUGAUAGGUUCCGGGAGAUAGACCCGGAUGGAAACUUCUUGAUUCAGACGGUCGACGGUUGUUUCAACCGCAUGUACAUACAGCCGUCCGCUUCUCGCGGUGCGCUUGGUUUUUGCUGCCCCGUUGUUGCAUUAGACGGAACGUUCCUCAUCAGUGCACAGCGCGCAACCCUUCUGAUUGCCGUGGUACAGGACGGCAACCAGAAGAUUACAAUGCUGGCAUGGGCUUUGGUCGAAGGAGAGAACAAGGAUUCGUGGAGUUGGUUUCUGCAGAACUUUUUGAAGAGCUUCCCGGAGUGGCCGCACCGUGGCGACGCAUCCAUCAUCAGCGACCGCGACAAGGGUUUGCUUCCGGCUGCACGAGAUGUUCUCCCGCUUGGCAUACCCCAUUACUUCUGUGCAUGGCAUCUUCACCAGAAUGUUGUCAAGUUUGGAGAAGCCGCUGCUCUGUUCUAUUGGCGUCUUGUGAAGUGCAGGCUUGACGACAAAUGGGACGCUUUGGUGGCGGCCUGUCGGCGUGACUUUGCACCAAUGGAUAAUUAUCUCCUUGGCAUUCUGAAGCCGAUCUCGGACACCUCACCUGCAGAUGCAAGUGAGCAGCAACGUCCAGCUCCCACAACAGCAGCUGAGGCACGUCAACAAGCAGCCGAGAAUCGUCACCAGGGUCGUGAUGCAGCACGUGCCGCCAUGGGUCGCGGCACUACUUCACGUGCGCAUGGGCGUGGUGCGGAAGACGCCAGCGCGGCGGGAGCCACACCGACCGAACCAGAGCCAUCGACUGAAAGCACUGCUGACCCUAUGGCUCAGCCGGCCGAGUCCCUUGCCACCAACUCGCCGCCAGCUCGUCCGUCUGGAUCGACGCCUGCAUCUGCACAACCUUUCGAUUAUGCACGCAUCCUGAGACGUGUAAGGACAGGUUACAUCCCCAGCUCCAUCCGUACGGACCUGCCACGUGCAACUGGAUCGAACGGAAACCCGGCUGAGGAUGCAGAGGAACCCAACGGGGGAAGCAUCUGCCAGGCAUUGGUCCUGGUCUCUUUGGAUCACCCGUGGCCAGAUGUCGGCAGUGCCAACCCCGGGGUUAACACAGCGGCCGAUGCUGAAGAGGACGAUGAGGAGGAUGCAUCUGCAGAGGAGGCAGAUGCAGAGGAGGCAGAUGCAGAAGAUGCGGAAGCACCUGCCACAGCAGAGGGGGUGCAGGCAGAGGCUGGCGUGGACGACGAUGACAACACUCCAGACUCCGGUGUCGCGGAUGGGGACCACACCACACACGUGCGGACCGGGUUUAGGCAGAACAAGCGUGGUACAAGGAAGAAGUUGGGCAUCAACCUUGUCCACUGGACUCGCCUUAAGGCCCCCACUCGACGCUUCGGGAUCUUCACCAGCAACGCGGCUGAGCAGGUCAACAGCUCCAUCGUGCCCAUUCGGCGCUUGCCGGUGACCCCGAUGCUAGGGGGUCUCAUGGACUGGUAUCGCAAUAGGUAUUGUGAACGUAAGAUGGCGGCGCUCGAGCGAACUGAUCUCCUGACAGAGGCAGCCGAGGAACAGAUGGUGGAGAAGGAGACACGGGCGGAGGGGUACGAGCUGUUGGGCGGGGACCAUGAAGAAGGAACCAUCCAGACCAGGGACACCGAUGAUCCCAAAGAAUGGAGGUCCUUCAAUGUCAACUUGGCGGCGAAGACAUGCGACUGCACAAACUGGGACCAAUACCAGUUUCCGUGCUCCCAUGCUGUGGCCUUUGCUGUGAAGCGGAAGCUAGACCCCCGCACUCUCGCGUGUGUGAUGCUCCGCCCUUUCGCCGCACCGCUGCCGGCCGCCCCCCGAGCUACGCUCGCGUAA
This is a messenger RNA of Closterium sp. Naga37s-1, 2382 nucleotides long. NCBI's taxonomy places the organism in Eukaryota, Viridiplantae, Streptophyta, Zygnematophyceae, Desmidiales, Closteriaceae. The record is from the annotation of a GenBank genome assembly.